Molecule: messenger RNA, 3645 nt
Organism: Lepisosteus oculatus (spotted gar)
Lineage: Eukaryota; Metazoa; Chordata; Actinopteri; Semionotiformes; Lepisosteidae
Gene: exosc10
Product: exosome component 10
Biological process (GO): histone mRNA catabolic process; nuclear polyadenylation-dependent antisense transcript catabolic process; TRAMP-dependent tRNA surveillance pathway
Cellular component (GO): nucleolus; nuclear exosome (RNase complex)
Molecular function (GO): nucleotide binding; 3'-5'-RNA exonuclease activity; single-stranded RNA binding
Source: RefSeq, a predicted model, not a curated record
CUGCUCUAGAGUGGUGGCGGCGGAGGAGCACUUUGAAAUGAAAGUUUUAUAUAAAUACAAGGGAUUAUUAUUGUUAUCAUACUUUGAUUAGGUACUGUUGGUCUUAUUAUUUAUUAUUUUCUUCGGCCAUGCCGCCCGGUUCCUCCCCCUCCCCUAAGAGGAGUCCACGUCUCGCGUGACUUUAACAUUUUCAAGAUGGCAGCGUCCACGAGCAGGAGUGGCAGAGGCAAGGGAAAUAAUAUUUCUCCGACAAACGAAGAGGCAGAGGGCGAAAAACCAGAACUUUUGCCCGGCUUUAAGGAUGCCGAUUCAUUUGUGAAGCACGGCUUGGGAACUGUAGUAGCGGCCACGAAAGCUUCUGCAAAUCUGCCGCAGGCUGGGGACGAAUUCGACUUCUACCGGAGCUUUCCCGGAUUCCAGGAGUUCUGCGAAACGCAGGGAGAAAGACUUUUGCAAUGUAUGAGUCAACUGAUGCAGUACCAUAGCUGCAAAUCUCACAUGAGAGAUCGCAACAAAGUGACUGGCCUGGAGGAGAGAUUCGACUUGCUGGUUGACUCCAAUGAUGUCAUACUGGAGAGAGUGGGAAUACUACUGGAUGAGGCUUCAGGAGUGAACAGGAACCAGCAGCCCAUCUUACCAGCUGGUAUUCAGCCUCCAAAGACCAUCGUAUCUAGCUGGAACCGCAAGAGCAGGGAUUCCAGCAAGGCGGCCAAGUCUGAGACAUUUCGCCUUCUGCACGCAAAAAACAUUCAGCGUCCUCAGCUGAAGUUUCGGGAGAAGGUCGACAAUUCUAACACACCCUUCGUCCCCAAGAUCUUCGUCAAACCCAACGCGCUGAAAUCCCUUCCAACGUAUUUUACAGACCAAAAAAUCCGCAAGGAGAGGCCUGAAGAUCUGGAUGUGCCUCCAGCACUGGCAGAUUUUAUCCACCAGCAGAGAACACAGCAGCAUCUAGAUGACAUGUUUGCUCACCCAUAUCAGUAUGAGCUGGACCAUUUUACUGUGCCAGAGAAUUUGCUUUCCAAGCCAGAACCCCAAAUGUAUAAACCGCUCGCAGAAACAAAUUGCCAAUUUAUCAACUCGAUGGAGGACCUGGUUGAACUGAAUGAAAAACUGGCCAAGUGCUCUGAGUUUGCAGUGGAUCUGGAGCACCAUUCCUACAGGAGUUUCCUGGGAUUGACCUGUCUGAUGCAGAUCUCGACCAGAGACGAAGAUUUCAUUAUUGAUACAUUGGAGUUGCGCAGUGAGAUGUACAUCCUCAAUGAGACCUUCACAGAUCCCUCCAUCGUUAAGGUUUUUCAUGGCGCUGACUCGGAUAUUGAGUGGCUACAGAAGGAUUUUGGGCUGUAUGUUGUGAACAUGUUUGACACUCACCAGGCUGCGCGUGUGCUCAACCUAGGCAGGCAUUCCCUGGACCACCUGUUAAAGCUGUACUGUGGCGUCGAUUCUGACAAACAGUACCAGCUGGCAGACUGGCGAAUAAGACCGCUGCCGGAAGAGAUGUUCCAGUACGCCCGUGCAGACACCCAUUACCUGCUGUAUGUGUAUGACCGCCUGUGCAAGGAGCUGUAUGAGUGUGGCAACGAGCAGCCGGCCCUCUUGCAGAUGGUCUGGCAGAAGAGCAGGGACGUUGCACUCAAGAAAUACACCAAGCCCAUCUUCACGGAGGAGUCGUAUCUGGAGCUGUACAGGAAGCAGAAGCGGAUGUUCAAUGUGCAGCAGCUGGCAGCCUUGCGCCUCUUGUUCGCCUGGAGGGACAAGCUGGCCCGACAAGAAGACGAGAGCACGGGGUAUGUCUUGCCUAACCACAUGCUGAUUAAAAUUUCAGAAGAGCUGCCAAGAGAACCCCAGGGCAUCAUUGCCUGCUGCAACCCGGUGCCGCCUCUGGUUCGCCAGCAGGUGAAUGAGCUGCACCUCCUGGUGCAGCAGGCCCGGGAGACGCCCCUGCUCAAGACAGAACCUGUGACUUCAGAAAAGAAAAAAGGAUUUACUCUCAAAAGAAAGUCCAAGAACGUGUUGUUUGGCCCUCAUGACGAUUCUCAUGUCUCUGAGGAUGACUUCCCAGAUUUCACCUCCCAUGGAGCUCCAGUGAAGCAAGGGGCGCUGUUCUCUGAGGAGACGGGAGCUUCUGACGAUUGGAGCUCUCUGCUUGCUUCCGCCAAGAUCACCAUCUUUGAACACUCUGGCACAGACACGGAGAAGAGUGGUUAUCUCACCGUCGCUCAGCAGAAGGCUCACAGUAUACUGGCGUCGUUUGAAAAUCCCUUCAGAAUGUACUUGCCUUCUAAGGAUAAUAACAUCCACCUCUCGGAAAACGCCAAGUACGACCCUUCAUCAAAAGUGUACGAGAUCAGUAACAGGUGGAAGCUCUUAAGCCAGGAGCAGCAGAAGAAGGAUGCAGAGGCAAAAGAAGAGGCAAGGAAGAAGGCCCGAGAAGCAGCCCAGAAAGCUGCAGAAGAGAGGAAGAAAGCACAGAAAAAUUACAAAGAAUCUCUUCAAAAUGUUGUGACUGUUCGUCAGCAAGCGGUGAUGGCAGCGGCUGAGCAGGAAGGGAAGAAACGUCAGCCGAAUCCCAGCGAGUCCGGUGCGGAGAUUCCCAAACCCGAGAGGAAGCGGCCCAAAGCCACUGAGCAGCCAGCGCAGCAGGGCGCUCCUGUACCGGCCGACUUCAAGCCCUUCGACUACAGCAAGUCGGAUUUCAAAGUCUUUGCCGGAGGUAAAUCCAAGGAAAGCACACAGUUUGAUCCGAACAAGCAAGCUCAGGAGCCCAAACGAAAGAAAAACCCCAAAGGGCACAGGAUGAAUUCUGCAGGGAACAAAAGCAUGUCUUACCUGGCGGGCAAGUCGGAGAGAGGAUUUAGGCACAAUUGGCCUAAGAGAUAAGACAACGAAGACCAUAUUGUACUGGAAGUAACAGGCCUUGGAUGUUGGUCUGUGGCUUUGAUUAUUCCGGACAGUUUCUUGGAUACUGAUAUUCGUAUAGUUAUAGUAAAAAAAGCUUCUUGAGGGAGCUGUAAGCUUUUUCAUAUUUAUACAUUUUGAAUUUGUACAUGACUUGGUUUUAAACUGACCAUUACUUACCAGUUGACCAACAGCCAAUUGCGUCCAUCUCUGGUUAUGGAUAUCUCUUAACUGUUCAAAAGAGAGAUGGUCUCUUCUGGUUGUUCUGGUGUUCAUGACAUGUUUUUGGUGAAGAAUGAGUCCCGUUACUUCACUGUUUUCACAGAUGUUUUUAAAAUAAAUUUGACAACGGGAUCCCCAGUGGUUUAUUGUGUCUUUGUUAGGAACAUUGACCCUUCUGUUAGGGUUAGUGUGCUCAAAAAUUAAAGUCAUGGGAAUGUUGUAAUAUUUUGAUUUUUUGCUGCAAAUUUUCACAGGUCACAGAUUUUUUUCAUUUUUCAUUUUGUUUUCAAAGUUUUUCCCUUGGUUAUAGGAAGUGGGUACCUUGAAAUUUACUCUUCUCUGUGGUUCCAAGUUGGUUUCAAGGUGGUAUUUUAGAAAUAAAGUGCACUUAAUAGAGCAUAUUAAUUUACAAGUUUUAAUCAAUUUAUUGUAAGUUUCACAACUGCACAAGGCUAGGAUAGAUCUACUGCAACACCAACAACUUGAAUAAAAGUCCAACCUCAUUUCUGCUUUACAAAAAAA